AUGAACAGCAAUAUUCUAAGAACAAGUAUAAGAAGAUAUGCUAGUCUACCACCACACGCACUAAAACCAGCUUUAGGGGCUCCAAACAAAGCCGCAGCAGCAGCAUUCAAACAAUCCCUAGAAGCACAAAAGAGUCAUGGUGAAAGUACUUAUAAAUUUUGGUUAAAGAUCUCUUAUUUAGUUGCAGCUCCAGCUAUUCUAUUGACCGCUGCUAACACAUAUUUCGUUGAAAAAGAACAUUAUGAACAUAGACAACAUUUGGCUCAUGUCCCAGAUAAGGACUGGCCAAGAGAUUACCAAUAUAUGAAUUGUAGAUACAAGCCAUUCUUCUGGGGCAAUGGUGAUACCACUCUAUUCUGGAAUCCUGUUGUUAACAGACAUAUCUCCCAUGAUGAUUAA
Maudiozyma barnettii is the source of this 399-nucleotide messenger RNA. It is a transcript of the gene COX13, whose product is annotated as cytochrome c oxidase subunit VIa. Gene Ontology annotation, cellular component: mitochondrial inner membrane. NCBI's taxonomy places the organism in Eukaryota, Fungi, Ascomycota, Saccharomycetes, Saccharomycetales, Saccharomycetaceae. Gene Ontology annotation, molecular function: enzyme regulator activity. The transcript has a single exon. Bases 1 to 399 code for a protein of 132 amino acids. The record is from RefSeq and is a predicted model, not a curated record. Gene Ontology annotation, biological process: mitochondrial electron transport, cytochrome c to oxygen.